This is a messenger RNA of Penicillium brasilianum, 1779 nucleotides long. Lineage: Eukaryota; Fungi; Ascomycota; Eurotiomycetes; Eurotiales; Aspergillaceae. The record is from the annotation of a GenBank genome assembly.
CCACACUCACCCCUCGAAUUUGUGGAGGGCUUCAUCUUUCAACUCUUUCUCUCUCAGCCCUACCUUUCCAACCUCGCUCUAAUUUCCUCCCCACCCUCUUCAAAAAAUCCCCGUCCACCAUCCGGGAAUUCCCUGUCUUUCUUUCAGGUUGCAUCAGCGUUCUUUUCUCUCGCCUCGACUCAACCAUCCCCGCCAUCGGGCCCAUCUCACAUUUUUAUCCCACCUCGAGCCUGUCCGGCGUGACCGACCACAACCGCCGACAUGCCGCCCAAGAAGGCCGAUGCGCCUAAGAAAAAGCAGUCCACUGUCGCGGACAAGACUUUUGGCAUGAAGAACAAAAAAGGUGGUGCCGCCAAGAAACAGAUCCAGCAGAUGCAGGCCAUGGCCAAGUCCAACAAGGAUCCCGAUGCCAAGCGCAAAGAAGCCGAGAAGGAAAAGCGCGAGGCAGAGAAGAGGGCCGCCGAGUUGGCAAAGAAGGAGGCUGCAGAACUGUUCAAGCCCGUUCAAGCGCAGAAGGUACCCUUCGGUGUUGACCCGAAGACCGUGCUGUGCAUGUUCCACAAGAAGGGUGGCUGUGAGAAGGGCAAGAAGUGCAAGUUCAGUCACGAUUUGAACAUUGAGCGCAAGGCUGCCAAAAAGGAUCUUUACACCGACUCGCGUGACGGCGAAGAAGGCGAGGAGAAGAAGAAGGCCGAUACUAUGGACAACUGGGACGAGGAGAAGCUGCGUAGUGUUGUGAUGAGCAAGCACGGUAACCCACGGACGACGACCGAUAAGGUGUGCAAGUACUUUAUCGAAGCGGUCGAGAACCAGAAGUAUGGUUGGUUCUGGGUCUGUCCGAACGGAGGUGAUAAGUGCAUGUAUAAGCACAGCUUGCCGCCAGGAUUCGUUCUCAAGACUAAGGAGCAGAAGGCUGCUGAAAAGGCCCUGAUGGACAAGUCGCCCUUGAACACGCUUACCUUGGAAGAUUGGCUGGAGUCGGAGCGACACAAGCUGACUGGCACCUUGACGCCAGUCAACCCAGAGACCUUUGCCAAAUGGAAGAAGGAGCGCUUAGACAAGAAGGCCGCCGAGGCGGAGGCACAGAAGGCCAAGGAGGCCACGGGUCGUGCGAUGUUCGAGAGCGGUGACUGGAAAGACGAGGAGGAAAGCAGCGAGGACGAGGAUGAGGAGGAGGACGAUGUCUGGAACUUGGUGGCCCUGCGGAAUGAGACCGAGAGGAUGCGUGAGCAAAAUGAGGAGGAGCGAGUGGCCAAGCUCACCGGGGUGGAAACCCCUCUAUCAAAUGAUGAUGCUAUUGCACAGGAGGCUGCUGGUUGAGCCCCCUGAUAUCUCCUGCGAAAUUAGUUUCGUGGGACUCUAGGAUCUGUUUCCCUUCAGGUCUCCCAGGAGUCGACUUCACUAGUAUGAUUCCUCAGUCCAAUGGGAUCAGAUAUCCAUGACGAAGGAUCGCUGCUACGGCGUGUCGCCCGUUCCUGCAUCUUGAGAUGUACAGACGGACGUUCGCUCUGAGUGACCUCGUGCUCCUAGAGGCCCGGCCUAUUCCCUGGCUCAAUUCUCUUUUUCUAAAUCGGGUAUUUGAACGAUCCGAAAUGUCGAUAGACAAGGUGAAGAAUUAGAUGUUAGUAAAAGGUGGCAGGGUUCUGGAGGAUCCUGUAUUUAUGAGACGGAAGAUUUAACGACUGAUAUCAUUACAUGGCAGCUUUUUGCUUUUGGUAGCAAAAAGUCCGUUCAUUCCCAGUAUUGUUCAAUUUCUAUAGCAAACGUUUCCUACCUGCU